AAUAGAAGAAACAGAGAAAAACAACAGAGCUUUAUCUUUGGGUUUUAUGUCUAGUAUAUUUUUGGCUCGCUCAAACAAACAGCAGAAGCAGCAGCGGUAGUACUAGUAGAUGGCGCUUCUUCUGAAACCCCGUAAUCUCAAUCUCCCUCUUCCUUGUCUUCUUCGACUGCUAAUGGCCUCUCGUUACUCUCCUUCUUCUCUUCACUGUCAGUCCUUUUCUUCUCUUUCCCGUCCUCUGGUUUCCUUCAAGCCCAGGGUGAGUUUUCAGUGGAGAGCGGUUACGAGUCGAGUUACAGUCCAAAAUGCAGGUUCAGCUAGGGCAUUCAUGUCAUCCAGCACAGCGACAGAGCCAUUUCAAGAAAGCGCUAGCUCGAAGGCUUAUGGUUCCGAUCAAAUUCAGGUGCUGAAAGGCUUAGAACCUGUUAGGAAAAGGCCAGGGAUGUACAUUGGAAGUACUGGACCUCGUGGUUUGCACCAUUUGGUUUAUGAAAUACUGGAUAAUGCAAUUGAUGAGGCACAAGCGGGAUAUGCUUCAAGAGUAGAUGUUAUUUUGCAUUCUGAUAAUUCUGUUAGCAUCAGUGACAAUGGGCGUGGGAUUCCAACUGACUUGCAUCCAGUGACAAAGAAAUCUGCCUUGGAGACUGUAUUAACGGUCUUACAUGCUGGUGGAAAAUUUGGUGGUUCUAACAGUGGUUAUAGUGUCUCUGGUGGAUUACAUGGUGUGGGUUUGUCUGUUGUUAAUGCCUUGUCUGAGGGACUAGAAGUUACUGUUUGGCGUGAUGGAAUGGAGUAUAGACAAAGAUAUUCUCGUGGCAAUCCUGUGACCAUACUUAUGUGUCAUUCACUCGCAGUUGAAUCCAGGGAUCGUCAAGGAACAUGUGUCAGAUUUUGGCCUGACAAAGAAGUAUUCACUACUGCAAUUGAGUUUGAUUACAACACUAUAGCUGGAAGAGUUAGGGAGCUUGCAUUUUUAAAUCCAAAGCUUACUAUCACUCUAAAAAAAGAAGAUAAUGAUCCAGAGAAGAACCAAUAUGAUGAAUAUUUCUAUGCCGGGGGGUUGAUUGAGUAUGUGAAGUGGCUAAAUACUGACAAGAAACCGCUUCAUGAUGUUGUGGGUUUUGGAAAAGAAAUAGAUGGGAUCACAAUUGAUAUGGCUCUUCAAUGGUGCUCCGAUGCAUACUCAGAUACAAUACUGGGCUAUGCAAAUAGCAUACGCACUAUUGAUGGUGGCACACAUAUAGAUGGUUUCAAGGCUUCGUUAACCAGAACUCUCAAUAGUCUUGGGAAGAAAUCAAAGAUCAUCAAGGAAAAGGAUAUUAAUCUAAGUGGUGAACAUGUAAGAGAGGGCUUAACGUGCAUCGUAUCAGUUAAAGUUCCAAGUCCAGAGUUUGAAGGACAAACAAAGACAAGGUUAGGAAAUCCGGAGGUGAGAAAAGUGGUGGACCAAUCUGUGCAAGAGUAUCUUACUGAAUAUCUGGAGUUGCAUCCAGAUGUUCUUGAUUCAAUCCUGUCAAAGUCUCUAAAUGCUCUUAAGGCAGCUUUGGCAGCAAAGAAGGCAAGGGAAUUGGUGAGACAAAAAAGUGUUUUAAGAACAUCAUCACUACCAGGGAAACUGGCUGAUUGCUCAUCUACAAAUCCUGAAGAAUCUGAAAUUUUUAUAGUUGAAGGAGAUUCAGCUGGCGGAAGUGCCAAACAAGGCCGUGAUAGGCGCUUUCAGGCUAUUCUCCCUUUGAGAGGUAAAAUUUUAAAUAUAGAAAGAAAAGAUGAGGCAGCAAUGUACAAGAACGAAGAAAUUCAAAAUCUUAUACUUGGCCUUGGACUUGGAGUAAAGGGAGAGGAUUUUAAAAAGGAGGCUCUACGUUAUCAUAAGAUCAUCAUUUUAACAGAUGCUGAUGUGGAUGGAGCUCACAUCCGAACUCUUCUACUUACUUUCUUCUUUAGAUAUCAGAAAGCCUUAUUUGAGGAAGGUUGCAUUUAUGUUGGUGUUCCCCCUCUUUACAAGGUGGAAAGAGGAAAGCAAGUAUACUAUUGCUAUGAUGAGGCAGAGCUCAAAAAACUUAGGAGCUCAUUCCCUCAAAAUGCAUCAUACAACAUACAAAGGUUCAAAGGCUUAGGAGAAAUGAUGCCUUUGCAACUAUGGGAAACAACAAUGGAUCCAGAACAAAGGCUGCUCAAACAGUUAGUGGUUGAGGAUGCAGCAGAGGCCAAUGUUGUCUUUUCUUCCCUUAUGGGCGCUCGGGUGGAUGUUCGGAAGGAACUCAUUCAGAGUUCUGCACGUGCGGUCAACAUUGAUCUGCUAGACAUCUGAUAGCACCAUUUGAAAAUUUUCAAGUCAUGCUGUAUACUGUAACACCAGAUCAACACUUGUUUAGAUAUUAGGUUGCUGCAUUGGUAAAGCAGAGGCUUUUGAAUUUUGCUCGAGUGAACAUCUAAUGACCUGAGCUGAUGGAUGCUUUGGUGAACGCAUCCAGUAUACCUCUCUUUGCAGUAAUCAAUGCAUAUGUUAUGGCUUAGGGGUGUAGAAAGGCGGAGCGAUUGAUUGGUGGUAGAUGUGUCGGAUAAAUUUGUAUAAAUCCUGUACUUCACAUAUACUUAUCUGUUCAAUUAAUACCAUUUUUGGAGCAA
Ricinus communis (castor bean) is the source of this 2625-nucleotide messenger RNA. RefSeq names its product DNA gyrase subunit B, chloroplastic/mitochondrial. Gene Ontology annotation, molecular function: DNA topoisomerase type II (double strand cut, ATP-hydrolyzing) activity; ATP binding; DNA binding. NCBI's taxonomy places the organism in Eukaryota, Viridiplantae, Streptophyta, Magnoliopsida, Malpighiales, Euphorbiaceae. The coding region runs from base 110 to 2308 and encodes 732 amino acids. The transcript is spliced from 21 exons. The record is from RefSeq and is a predicted model, not a curated record. Gene Ontology annotation, biological process: DNA topological change. Gene Ontology annotation, cellular component: chromosome.